Musa acuminata AAA Group (dessert banana) is the source of this 816-nucleotide messenger RNA. Its product is annotated as histone H2A.Z-specific chaperone CHZ1. The coding region runs from base 40 to 588 and encodes 182 amino acids. The transcript is spliced from 2 exons. The record is from RefSeq and is a predicted model, not a curated record. Lineage: Eukaryota; Viridiplantae; Streptophyta; Magnoliopsida; Zingiberales; Musaceae.
CUCUUUCUAAAGCCCUUUCUCAUCUAAACCCUAAUCUCCAUGGCCGAGACCAAUGGAGAGCCCCAUUCCGAAACCCCAGAUCCCGAAUCCAAUCCCUUACCUCCCUCGAAGCGCAAGGCCGAUCCCACUUCCCUCGAGGAAGGGGAAGGCGAGCGAGCGAAGAAGCAUCAGAUGCCUGAGUUAGCCUCUGAUCCCGCAACUCAAACCCUAGACGGAGCCAACGAAGAUGACGGCCGUCAAGAGGCCGAGAAGGAAGCCGCCGACGCUGACGAGGAUCGGACAGUCACUGUCGUUAAGGGGAAGGGAGAGCUGACCGCGGUGGACAAGGGCAAAGGGAUAAUGGUGGAGGAGGAAGAAGAGGAGGAAGGGGAGGACGAUGAUGAGGACAGCAAUGACAGUAGCGAUGUGGACAGUGGCGACGAGAUUGGUGAGGAGGGGGAUGAUGACAGCGAUUUCGUCGAUGAUCCACUGGCGGAGGUGGAUCUGGAGAAUAUCCUUCCUUCGAGGACCCGGCGACGGGAGCCACCGCCACCCGGGGCUUAUUUCGACCCCGUUCAGGAUGAAGAUGACAGUGACGAGAGCGAGUAAGACAAGAUGCUGCUGUUAGAAGAGGAAAAUACAAGUUGGCAGAUGACCUCACUUGAUAGUAGCUAAAUCCCUUAAUGUCUGUGACUCCAUUUUUGUCAGCGGGCUUUUUUUCCUCUGUUAUUUUCCGUGCCACAUUUAGUCUUCCCAGUGCUCCUUAAAGGAACAUCAGAUGACUUGUAUCCUUGUCACUUAUUCCUAUGGAUUAAUUUAUUCCAGAUUAAGGCGCCA